Messenger RNA from Nasonia vitripennis (jewel wasp), 9116 nucleotides. Its product is annotated as titin. NCBI's taxonomy places the organism in Eukaryota, Metazoa, Arthropoda, Insecta, Hymenoptera, Pteromalidae. Gene Ontology annotation, molecular function: metal ion binding. The transcript has 6 exons. The record is from RefSeq and is a predicted model, not a curated record. The coding region runs from base 1236 to 8237 and encodes 2333 amino acids.
CAAAAAGCAACAUGGCCGCAACAGACGUCUGUCCGUCAGAACAGAACGCCCGAGAGCAGAGCACUAUAAUAGUGCUUCCUCUUCUCGGAGCCAGUAUAGCUCGUACGUGCAUGUGAUCGCGUUUAUUAAUUAGUACUCGCCCCUGCAUUCUGCGUAAACGAAACUCGACGCACGUGAAACUCGUCGAGGAAAAGUCCCUCGCGCGCAUCGAAUCCGCCGUUUUCUCCAUGAUCGCUCCCAUGCGUCUAGCAGCAGCGGACAGGAGGACGACCCAGACGACGACGAAAGAGUAUUCCUUGUGCACCUCAGCUGCAGAGCAGGUAAUGCGUAAUUUAACCUUGGCCAGCUGUCUCUUGUAUUAUUCCCCAUCGCCUAUAUAUAUCCUACCUCUCGUGCAACGGCGAGUCUGGACUUGGGCGCGCAGUUUCUUUCCUUGGCUCUCGUUUUCUUUCUCUCGUGAAAUUACUUUUCUAUAGAUUCUAUAGAUCUGUGCACUUAUAUGCCUAGCUGCAACUUCCUACUGUAUGCGCGGGACUCGAGCCGUGUCUUGUUUGCUGCAUCCUCAGGUUUUUGUGUCUAACGUGUGCCUUGGGUCCUUUGUUCGAGACAAAACUCGCGCGCGUCGUUUACGGACGUUAGUGGCGACGCGAACUUUUAGAUUAGACUAUACUUGCCUUGGCUAUUUUGUCCGUUUUGUUUGGGUUUUUCUCGGAUGCCUUUGGCAGUCGUGGUUUUAAAUUGGAUUUUGAAAAAUAAACCUAACGCGAUGUAGCUGUAGUUCCUCGAGCACUACACUUGUUUGUCAAUUAUAACCUCGAAACGCUAUUUUUUCUUUUUCUAAAUUGAUUAUAUAGGUCCGAUUUGAUUAGAUUAUAUCUGAUGCAACCCUUUGCAAUGUAUUUCUAUUAUUUCGUUGCAAGUUGAUUAAGCAAACCAGCCUGUGCAUGCAACAAAAUUUGAUGCUCAGGCAUGCGUUGUCCCAACACGGAUGUGUCAUCAUUUCUUCGAAUGCUAACAUCUCCCAUUUCAGUUCAUACCCACUAAUGGUUACCAAGUAAUAUUUCUUGAAAAAUCAUCAAUCCAUGGGUAAAUUAAUGUUUCAUGAUUAACCAGUGUUUUUAUUAAGGUUACUAAAUAUCCUAAACUCUGGUUUGUGCAGCUCAUUGCCUAGUCCCUCGUCGUUGUACAAAAAUAAUUAGCCUAGAAAUUGCUCUCUUCCAAGUAUAUAUAGUGUGAUGUUAUGCAUAUUGCCUGGAGAACGAGGAAUGGCCAGUGACUUGUCCAGUGGGUGUACAGAGGUCAAUGAUAUCUUGGAUGAUGAAAAGGAGGAGGGUGAGAUAUCCCUCGAAGAUGUCAGUUCAUCAGAGGAGGGACCAACUUGCAAAUAUCUGCCCAGAGCGUUUGGACAGUGCAGAUAUUGCCUGUCGACUCAUCAAUGUGCCACUUGGUGCAGCAGCUUGACAGUUAAUAAAAUUAACAUGAAACGAGGUCUGCAAGGUAAGGAGAAUCGCAGCAACCAGCGCUACCACAAGGAUGGCCUCGAAGUUCCCAUUCUCGGCAACAGCUCCAGCUCCAAAAGUAUUCCCUACAGCAGUAGCACUCUCCAGGAAAAGAACGAUGACGACCCGCUCGGCCCAAUAAUCAACAGCGACCUGAUCCCGAUCUCGAGCGACAGUGACAUGGAAGUAGUGGGUUUGACGUCCGAAAAACAUGAGAAGAAAUCGAGUCGUAGACGCAAGCUGCGCAAGAAGCGACGGAAGAAAUCGCCAGAUACGCUGUCCCUGUCGCUGUCGCCUAAUUCUCAGGAUUUUGAGCUAUUUUUUAAGGAUUCGACUCAUCGAAUCGAAAGGGACAAGCUCGAGUCCGGACAUACCAAGUAUCGUCACCACCACUCGCCAAACCGAAGAAAACUUGCCUCGAGACUUUCGCCUCCGUCGAGAAGACGCAACCGAUCGCCACUUGCAAACAGAUCAGACAGGCGAAGGACCAGGUCGCCUUUGAAAACUUCGCCGUCGCGCUCCAGGAAAACAGUCCAGAAAAAAUCUCGGACGCUCGAGAACGGCAGCCCGGUGAAGCAAUCGUUUAAUAAGCUUCUGAAAAAGGUCCGCCACCUCGAAACUUGUAGUCGAAGCAGAGAGAAGGGAUCGUCGCUCCAAGAUAAACUUAACAACAUGAUUAAGCAAGACAAGAAGGAGUCUAGCGCGCCCGUCGAAAAAAGCAAGGAGCCUUCGCACGUACCUACUCUAAGCGAGGAACCCAAGCCAGCCGUCAAAGAUAAAGCAGAAGAAAAAGAAGAUAUCACUAAGAAGCCUAUCGUGGUAGAGGAGAAGAAUAACAACGAUAACAACAACAAAGAGGAGGACGAAGAAGAUUUGGUGAUACUGCGUCAAAUAGCUUUAGAGACCAAGGUUAAGAAGAGCGUCGCACUUAUCAAACCCGAGGACAUCAAGACCGAGCCAGUCGACGAGCCAUCGGCACCAGCACCACCUCCUCCGCAGGAACCGCCUCCGCCAUUACCUUCUCCGAAGCUUUCCGAGCCAGCUCAACCGGAGCAGCCGCAACAGCCGCAACAAUCUCAAGAAAAGGCAGAAGACAAAGCAGAGCACAAACUCCCCAACUUCUGCAUGGAUGACAACGACGAAGACCUGGAGCUCCGCAUGAUUGCCCUGCAUUCGGCCGUCCUUAAGAAGCACCGAACGCGCAUCGCUAGGGGACGGCGUAAAAGGCUCGAGGCGACUGUGCCGCGCAUAGAAAGCCCUUUCACAUCGUCCUUCCUCGAGGACUUCCCCAUGCUGGCGGAGAUCUGCAGUCCCACUUCGCCGCUCGGCUCGAAGCGCGAUAUCCUCUUGGCUGAAGACAUGGAGCUCGACUCGGACAUGGAGCUAGAGACGCUCAGCGAGCCCGAAGAUCACUCGCCUUACUCGCCCAGCGACGACAUCACCGGCGACAUGUUGCUUGAUCACGAUAUCGUGCAACCCGUCCCCGUCCCUCCUGUAGCCGUUCAACCGAUUGGCAAGAACAGAAGCCUCUAUUCGCCGUCGAACCCCACCGAGACACCUGCCUCCGCCAUACAGCAAACGACGAAACAGCCGGAAGUAAGCAGCCUGGACGGCAGCAUACUGGAAUUCACGAGCCAAGAAUCGAGGCCUUACUCGCCGUCGGACGCCACCGUUUACGACCCCGACCUGCCCGGGGUACACUCGCCAGUCAAAAGCACUACCCUCACGACAACAACGCCGACAGGUUUGGCGUCUAUGCCUCUCCAACCGCCUCCUAUGCCACCUCUUAGCAUGUUCGGGCCUCAGCAGCCUAUGCUCCUGGGCUGCCCGCCUAGUAUGCUCAAUGCCUUUGGCGAUCCGAUAGCUAUGGUGCCGUCGUCUAUGGUCGCCAGUUUCCCGGCGCUCCACCAGUCUGUAAACCCACUGCUACUGCCCGCUGCACCACCACUGUUUGCCUACCCGACUGCUCAUCCGGCUGCAGUGUCGAUACCAGCGCCGCAGCCGCAGGCACAACCACAGCAGCCACCAAUUCCUUCCAAGCCCGAAAGCAACGAGCUGGACGACUUUAUGGAAACGGAUCUAGACGGUAGUCCUCUGGUGCCAAUUGAGAAGGACGGCAACGAUCAGAGGUGGCAGCUCCUGGGCGAACCGCUCUACCUACAAAACGUGCCUGAACUCACGCAGUCCGAGCACAGCAAACUUCCUACCCUGAUGGAGCGCAGUCUCGUACCCGCAGCUGUACUGCGCUGCAACAAGCAGCUUCAGAAGCAACCGCCCAAAAGACCCAUGCCUCCGGUCGGUGAGGCUCUGUUCAGAAAUGCAGAUAUGAGGCCAGUGGCGCUCGUUGAGGAGACGGAUGUUAGAGCCGCGAGUUUUAAGCCUAUUAAACUGCAGGCUCAGCCAAAGAAGAGCGUGAUCGCGCAACCGGCAGCUGCUUUCAAUUCUACGCUGGAUGAUAUCGUCGAAAAAGAGGAGAAGCCGAGCAAAUCGACGAAGGAAGUGGAAGAGAAGAAGGAGGAAUCGCGGACAUCGUCCAGGAAGAAAGAAGCCAUCGAGACAACAUACAGCAAAUGCAAGAGCAAGAAACCCGUAAGCAAACACAAGAGCAAAGAGCUAGACUCGAGCAGGCAAUCGAUGAGAGAGAUGCUCAAUGAAAGGCGUAAGGAUCUGAGUCGACGAGUCAGGGAGCGGAGCUGCAGACUGUCUAGGGCGAGGAGCGUUAGCAAGAACAUCAGCAAAACUAAGAAGAUCGAAGAAACGACGACAAAAGAGAUAUCAAAGAGCGACGACAAGAAGCGAAGAAGCAGCGUCGAAGACGACGAGCAAGCGCUCAGGGAAAGCCUGUUGGCUUCUCUGGCAAUGAAAGCAAAGGAGCCACAGCCGGCUGCUGUUCCGAAACCUCCUUCGCCUGAAAAAAGUCCUGCGACUCGUAAGCCAUCCGCAGAAAGCGUUCCAAAAUCCACCGAUGAAAUGCCCCUGGCUGAAAGAGUUAGCGCUUUCCUUGCUAAGAGCAAGGAAAAAGAUUUGAAAAAUGGGACAGCUCCCGUGUCAGCUACUGUGUCUAAGGCGACUGGAACGAACCAGUUGAAGAGGGUUUCGGAGCCAUUGUCAGAAGCUUCGCUACCGCCGCGCAAAAUUAUAAAGCGGGUGGCAAGUAUGACACCGGCUUCGAAGGUCGUCAACAACGCCAAGCGCUACCAAAAUCUGAUGCUUCAGCGCAAACUGACUCAGCAGACAGGAUCACCCGCCAUAAAAAGUCGCUUUAAGCUCAAUCACACUAGUCACGCGCGCUCAGUUAGUCCAGUAGUCACCAAAUCCAGCAACGAAAUUCAUAGAAUCAUUAUAAAUCUAAACGAGGACACGGAAAGCGAAUCCGAAACAGAAGAGGCUAGAUCAAAUGUCAGUCCGGUAAAAGUCCGACCUACACUGAAUAUACCUACGACAGACUUCGAGAAGAGCGUUGAUCAGUUUUUAAAGAACGCAAGACAGCAGCAAGAGAUGGCCUCAACGGUGAACAAGAACGUUGUCUCAGCUAAACCGAUGAAGAAUAAUCCGCUACCCAUGGGUCCCCCGCCGAUUAGCACCCCGAGUGCCAGCCAAGCUGUCACUGACAACACGAAUAUCACAACUGCCAAAAUAACUGUUGCCACUCCACCGGUUGACGGAAGCAUUGGAAGCAUUGUUUCUACGACUGCUGAUUCUGUAAGCAUUGCUAAGAAUAAAGUUGUCACGCCAAAAGUUACGAAGACAACUUCCAAGUUGCCAAGCAACGCCACCGCCACACCAACGGCUGUAAAACAUCUUACGCUAGCGCAGCAAGAAGAAUACCGGCUCUUAAAGCAGAUUAUACAGGAACGUGAAAAAACCAAAGAGUCAACUUCCACAACUUCACAGUCCCAACCCACGUUGGAAAAAAUCACUACUGCGCCCUCAUCUAGUCCUCUCUCAGCGUCGUCGUCGCCGCCGUCAUUGUUACCGACAUGCACGUCGUCUGCAUUGUACUCGUCUACGCCAAAAGCUGUCGCAAAAGUUGCGCUGUCACCGACCACUAGCAUCGCUUCUUCGCUUCCGGUGAAGCCGCACGAACAGGUUCUAGGGCAGAAUGAAUCCGUGCCAAAGAAACAGUCAGUGGCUACAAUAAGUCCAAUAUCCAAGCCAAGCGUUGAGAGCAUAAAAGUUCCUCUAGCAUCAAGCAAGCCAUUGAAAAUAGGCGUCCCCUCUACGAAAAUUAUACAUGUCUCACCCAGCAUUAGCCAGAGUAAUACUUUAAAUAAAACUGCCGCCGUUAUUACUACUACUUCAACUAGCAAAGCUAGUGCUGUAGCGGGUACAGAAAGCACAGCUACUACCUUGAAGCUUACACCGCAAUCGAACAAUAACAUGCUUCUCGGCAUGAUUAGCGAUAGUAUAAACCGCCAACGUCAACAAAUUUCGGAUGCUGCUCAAAAAGUUUCUACGCUCACAAUACUAACCAAGGAGCAAAUUAAUCUCAAGACUUCUCAAAUUCAACAAACAAAAUUAAACUCGGAAGGCAAUGUAGUUAUGGACGAUUUGAAUAAAAUAGGAAAUAACCUAUCUAUUACCAGUAAGAGAUUUACUGGCGAAACUAAUAAAGCGCAAAGUACAAAGAAUAUAGAAAAUGUGAACACGAAAAGUGCACUGAAGAAUGAUCCGAGAAAGGAUUGUUCGUCUGCAGAUACUUCACAAGAUAAAACAAAACAAAAUUGGGAAAAUUUUAAAGAAGUGGUCAAUGAUGAAGUUCAAGCCCUUUCUCAUCUCCCCGCACAGCAGCAGAAAGAGCUACUGUCCAAGACUGAAGAAAGUUUAAUCGAAAAAAGACGUUCCGUCGUUGAUGACAUUGCUGAAAUGUCGUUAAAACUCCGAGAGUGGGAGAUAGAAAGAGAUUUACAAUAUAAAUACAACGAAGAAGCGAAAAAGCUGCGAGAAGAAUUAAGAAAGGUUGAGGGAAAAAUACAGCAACAGAAAGAUAAACUCAAUACAAUUCAGCCUCAAGUGUCGCUGUAUCACAAAAAAAUUAACAGCGGUCGAAAAGAAUGUUUUAAAUUGUCAAAAAUAUGUGAUAGCCUGGGACAGAAAAUUAUUGGAUCUAAUUACAACGUUCCCACAGCAGGAGCUGAAAUAUUAAAUAAUAGGAUAAAAGAAGUCGUUAAGCAUACUCAGAAAUUGCAAAACAAAAAGACUCAGUAUACAGAUACGGUUCAGAAUAAUUUUGGCAAGAGUGGUAACACUAGUGGUAAAAAGAAUUUUAAACCUAAUAAUAACCUUUCCAAACGAAAAGAAAUCGUUAAACAACCUAGUUUAAAUAACAAUAAAAUUGGUGUUCUCUCGUCAAAUUCCACUAACAUAAAUAGUGCUUCGAAAAAUGAACCAAGUUCAACAGUGAGCAAUAACAUAAACACGUGUACUAAUGAAAAGAUUAUCAUUAACCCCAAAAUUAAAAAUGAUCCCAUUGAUACAAGUACUGAGAAUUCGAACGCCAACACUAAAUGCACGGUUGCUAAUAAUAAUCCAUUCACGUCCACAGAACGUACAAAUUUGGUUUUACAUUUAAAUGACACUUCUAAUUUAGAAACUAUAACAAAUAGUAAUAUUUCAAACAUUAUCUUAACUGCAGAUUCUAUUGUCAAUCUUAAAACUGAAAAUGUAUCAGUUAACUUGAAUAGUGAUAACGAAAUUAAAAAAUUAAAUCAAACUUUCAAUGAUAAAAUUGAUAAACGAUUGCGGGAUAAUGAGAACAUAAUCUUAUGUUCAGAAAGUACUGACAAUGCAGGAUCUUUAACGAAAAACAAUUUUAUUAAAGCAAAUUUAACGAUGUAUAGUUCAAAAUCGGAAUCAAUAACAAACGUAAACAGCCCUAAUGAUUUCGACAAUCCAAGAUCUAUAAUACAACGUGGUGUAGAAAAUUCGGCCUCAAAUGCUGCUAGUAGUGAAAAUGAAAAUUUACCAACUGGAAUAAAUGUUAUUCAAACAAUUUCAAAUGUAGAAAAUACUGAAAAUCAGACGCUACAAACAGUUUCAAUUAAAAAUAACAUUAUUAAAACUGAAACUGAGGAAACCGCACCAGAAAGUAUAGAAGUUCCAACUACAGUUGAAGAAAAUAGAUCAGUGGAAACAUAUAAUCCAAAUUUGAGUACUUCUAAUGCGCCAUCUGAAAAGUUAAACAACGAAACUGCAAUUCAGAAAAUGGCAUUAGAUUCUGACAAUGCUACCAAUGAUUCUGAUACGCGAAUAUCUUUUAGCACAAAUAACGUUGAUAAUAACAUCAAUAUCGAUGACGACGAACUGAUGGAAACAAAUAAUAAAAUAGACGAAAUCAAAAUAAAACUUGAAGUAGAAGAUCAUACGAGUAACGCAUCCGAAAUCCAUAAUAAUAUUGACAAUUCAUUAAGUUCAAUGAGUCUAAUUCAUGUGCCCAAAAUAGAAGAAUCAGUCUUGCCUAGGAAAAAAUCACGACACUUUAAAUCUGCCAUAAAGAGGAAACCGACAAAAGCUCAACAGCGAAAAAUGUAUAACAAGCAGAAACAGCAAUUGAAGGUAGCCGAAAACUUUGCGAAAGGUUCAGAAGAUUCCAAAAAGAAAAGCAUUCAACCUUAUGAAUCAGUGCUAAAACCUCUUCGGGCACCGCGGAACAACACCAAUGGAUUCCUGUGUCCUUUUGAAAUGCAGGGCACCUGCAAUGAUGGAGACUGCAAAUACAUUCAUUCGUCACUCCGCUAGUCAUUAUCAAUAAGCUUUUUAUGGCUAAAGCACGUGGAAUAUUUUUUAUACGUAAGGUGGUUCUAAUUUGUAGACAGGUGUCAAAGCGCCCUAUGUUAUUUUUGUAUAUUUAGAUUUCUAUAUGAUGACAUGUUGUUAUCAUCAUCAUUUUAAUCGUAAAUUGAGAAAUUUCUAAUCUUUUUUAUUAUUAAUUCUUGUAAUCAGUAGCUUCUUUAGAACAUAAUUUUUUGAGUGAGGACAAAACAGUGAAUACGCCUCUUCGUUUUAGCAAUGGAACCUUGAUUAUGCAUUUGAUUUCAGAUAUUCAGCGUCUUCAUCCGAAUCACUUCGAGACAUGCAAAAGAGCGUUGCUGGACGUAUCAUUUUUUCUUCAUUUCUGAAGAUUGGUAAGUCGCCUUCGUAACUCACGGGAUCUCUUUUUGCGGUGUUUUAGUACUAAUCGUUUCUCAAAUCUCUAUAAAAUUUUAUGUCGGACGACAAAUUGUUUUACGAUAAAUUUUUUCUUUUUUUAUUACCGAAUGCGCAUUAUUUUUUUCGCACGAAGUUGAUCGUUAGUGUUACGAAUAUUAAAUUAAUCAUUAUUAUUAUAUUAUACUAUUAUUAAUAUUUUUAUUAACUUUACAAUGUGUAUAAUUGCUAUAAAUAUGUAAAAAGGACAUCGUAUAGUGGUAAAAAAGUGCAAGUUGUUAAAAAAUGUAAAUAUUUCCCUCGCAAUGAAAAAAAUAUAUCGAGAUUAAUGAAGCUCCUGAAGUGGAUGACCUAAGAUGCGAGAAAAACGCAGUGAUGACUUCGAUUAAUGUAUAGUAAAAGUGCAUAAAUACCUCAUAGAAGUUAAGUGGAAGGUGUACGUGUAAGAAUAAAAGUUGAUAAUUUUUUUAA